This is a messenger RNA of Octodon degus (degu), 1017 nucleotides long. RefSeq names its product protein PBDC1-like. The transcript is spliced from 6 exons. Gene Ontology annotation, cellular component: cytoplasm. NCBI's taxonomy places the organism in Eukaryota, Metazoa, Chordata, Mammalia, Rodentia, Octodontidae. The record is from RefSeq and is a predicted model, not a curated record. Bases 45 to 683 code for a protein of 212 amino acids.
AAAAACUUCCGGUCAGGUGAAGCCACACUUUUUUUGUCUGCAACAUGGAGGGAACCUGUGGCAUGGAUGAGCCGGUUUCCAGGGAGGCGGCGUCUGUGGCAAAUGCUCUGUCUCUCCCAGCGGAGUCUUAUGGCAACGAUCCAGAUAUUGAGAUGGCCUGGGCUAUGAGAGCAAUGCAGCAUGCUGAAGUGUAUUAUAAGCUGAUUUCAUCAGUUGACCCGCAGUUCCUGAAACUCACAAAAGUGGAUGAUCAGAUCUACUCUGAAUUUCGGGAGCAUUUUGAGAAACUCAAAGUAGAUGUGUUGGACCCAGAAGAACUGAAAUCAGAAUCAGCUAAAGAGAAGUGGAGGCCAUUCUGCCUGAAGUUUGACGGUAUUGUAGAAGACUACAACUAUGGUACCUUGUUGCGGCUGGAUUGUUCUCAGGGCUACACAGAAGAAAAUACAAUCUUUGCCCCCAGGAUACAGUUUUUUGCCAUUGAAAUUGCUCGGAACCGAGAAGGCUGUAACAAAGCGGUUUAUAUCAGUAUUCAUGACAAAGAAGAAGUGAAGGGAGCCAAUGGAGGAGAACAUGGAGUAAUGGAAGGAGCUGACAGUGGAGGAGAAGAAGAGAAAGUAAAGAAAGGAGGAGAUAGUAGAGGAGAAAAAGAAGGAGUCACCAGAGGAGGACAAAAGGAAAAGUGACAAAGGCGGAGAAAAAAAAAGAAAGAAGCUGACGCAUCAUCCACAGCUGUGAAGAAUCUGUAUAAGGUAGACAGGGCCUAGGAGGCUGGAUGCUGAGACUCAAAUGGGGCUGUUGCAUGGUGCUCCUUGCCCAGACCCCUCUGGUAAAAUGUAUGUCCUGGUCAGUGGCAGGACACUCAAAGAUCAUCUGGCUAGCCUGAGAAUCAGGAGCUGCUCUGGUGAUUCCUUUGUAUGAAAUGACUCGGAAGACUACCAGUCAGGUCUUCGUUAAUUGUUACUUGAUGUGUUGUUUCUUGACUCAACUCCCGGCCAAGUAAAAAUCUUUGUAAAUGAA